This is a messenger RNA of Oryza brachyantha (malo sina), 1121 nucleotides long. Its product is annotated as probable glutathione S-transferase parA. The record is from RefSeq and is a predicted model, not a curated record. Gene Ontology annotation, molecular function: glutathione transferase activity. Gene Ontology annotation, cellular component: cytoplasm. Gene Ontology annotation, biological process: glutathione metabolic process. NCBI's taxonomy places the organism in Eukaryota, Viridiplantae, Streptophyta, Magnoliopsida, Poales, Poaceae. Bases 45 to 749 code for a protein of 234 amino acids. The transcript has a single exon.
UUAGGAGGUAAUUAGCUAAGCAAGCUCAAGGGAGGGAGGCGGCAAUGGAGGGAGAGAAGAAGAAGAAGCAGAGCGAGGUGGUGCUGCUGAACUGCAAGUGGAGCAUGUUCGGCAACCGCGUCCGCAUCGCGCUGAAGAGGAAGGGCGUCGCCUACGAGGAGAGGCCGGAGAACCUCGCCGCCAAGAGCGCGCUGCUGCUCUCCUCCAACCCCGUCCACGGCAAGAUCCCCGUCCUCAUCGUCGACGGCAGGGCGGUGUGCGAGUCGCUCGUCAUCCUCGAGUUCAUCGAUGAGGCCUUCGCCGGGGCCGGCGAAUCGCUGCUCCCCGCCGGCGCGCACGACCGCGCGCAGGCCAGGUUCUGGGCGUCGUACGUCGACACCAAGCUGGCGGAGUGCGCCGGGAGGGUGUGGAGGUCGCCGGCGGGCGCGGCGGGGGCGGCGGCGGUGGAGGAGGCGAGGGAGGGGCUGGUGGCGGCGCUGAGGACGCUGGAGGCGGAGCUCGGCGGGAAGGCGUACUUCGGCGGCGAGGCGCUCGGGUACGUGGACGUGGCGCUGGCGCCCUUCACGCCGUGGUUCCUGACGUACGAGCGGUUCGGCCGGUUCGCCGUGGCGGAGGAGUGCCCGGCGCUGGCGGCGUGGGCGGAGCGGUGCCUCCGGGAGAACGCGUGCGUGGCGGCGUCGCUGCCGGAGCCCGAGCACGUGUACCAGUUCGCCUGUGCCAUGAGGAAGCACUUCGGUCUCGACGGCUAACAAGCUCGCCGGCGAUCACCCGACCGGCCGGCCGGCCAGCCGGUGCAAAUAAACAACAUAUGUGCUCUGCAUGCAUACGCCAUCGUGGAUGCAUGCGUGCAUGUAUAUUGUUUCCUCGAUCAUUUUCGCAUCUCAUCAUCAGAGUCGUUUCAUUGUUUUUGGUGUUAUAAGUUUGCGCAUUCUAAUUUACUUGGCUAUUCGACACAUAUUUAUCGGUGUGUUCUUAAAUUUGUGGUGGUGGUGUAACUUAAAUCUCUGAGUUUGUUUUUCGGGUCUUGUUGGAUGCUGGAUCAAGGAUGUGAUCAUCUGAAGAUGUUGUACUGUAGGUGUAUCUGGUGUUUUCAUUUUCAAAUUUCAAAAUAAUAAAAAGUC